AUUUAAGUUGUCGUUGGGGCCUAUACUGAAAGUGGGGAUGUCAAUCGGGCCAAUUCUUCGAGUUUCUCGCGCAUUUUUUAUCGACUUAUCAAUCAAGUUAUAAUGCUAUUCGGAUUAAAAUUAUUGAGUUAAAAGUUUUUACCUUAAUCUUCUCAAUUAAUGGCCUAUUCGGACUAAUCUAUGUACUUUGGAUUGAAUUGACAUCUCUAAUCAAAGUUCAGAAGAGAUAUAGUAUGAAAUUAUUAGGAAUCCACCUUUCCCCUUCAUCCUAACUUCAAAAGUCCUCCCAAACGCGCCCUUCCUUCCCAAUCACCCUCAUAAUAUUAGGAAUCCCACUUUGAUUUGGACUAGGAAUUAAUCGAACAAAACUAUUAAUAUAGCGACGUGGAUGAUUAAUUCUAAUUAUUUGGAUUGGCAUUAAAUUAAUUUAGUAGUUUGAAAGAUGAAAAUUGUGGAGCAAUGGUUGAAAGCAUGGUUGGAUAAGCCGUUUUACGCAGCAGAAAAGUGCACAAGGCAUACCAAGCAUUACAACACCGUCUUCUGCGUCACGUGUUUGGGAGACCCCUUUUGCGAGUAUUGCUGGAAAGACUCCAACCUACACAACCACGAUCAUCAUCAAAUUCUGCACGUUCGGCGCGCUUCAGAGAGGACAUCUGUUGAAGUGGAAGACAUAAAGAAGUUUCUUGACAUAUCAAAAAUUCAAGUGUAUUGUAUCAAUAAAAAAAGCAUUGUCUUCCUCAAGCCGCAUGAAGAAGGAGCCCCCGACGCCUCUCAAAAACCCUAUUGCCACACGUGUCAUAGAAGACUCAUAAAAUCAUAUCAAUUCAAGGAAUACAAAUUUUGUUCUAUUGCGUGUAAGGUUGGAAUCAACAAACUUGACAUGAAGAUAGAGCAACAACCAUCGCCGCCGCUAAGUAUGAUGAUUAAUAAUGAUCAACGGCGUCACUUCAUCUCACAGCGCAAGAGAAGUAGAAAAGGAAUCCCACAUAGGGCACCACUUCAAUGAUAAACAUUGUGAUAGAAUUUAUAAAUUCACUUUAUAAAAUAGAACUCUACUAUGUAUAUAGAAUUUUGAUGAUGUGGAUUCAGUAAUUAAUAUUACUCCACUAUUUUUUUUGAAGUUAAUAUUACUCUCCACUAUUAAUAUGUCUA
Molecule: messenger RNA, 1152 nt
Organism: Salvia miltiorrhiza (redroot sage)
Lineage: Eukaryota; Viridiplantae; Streptophyta; Magnoliopsida; Lamiales; Lamiaceae
Exons: 3
Coding region: 443-1006 (187 amino acids)
Source: RefSeq, a predicted model, not a curated record